Ambispora leptoticha is the source of this 465-nucleotide messenger RNA. The record is from the annotation of a GenBank genome assembly. NCBI's taxonomy places the organism in Eukaryota, Fungi, Glomeromycota, Glomeromycetes, Archaeosporales, Ambisporaceae.
AUGCCUAAAAGAAAAGUAGAAAAAUCCGAAGCAAGGAAGGUUUUUGAAAUUUUCGAUUAUAACGGCAACGGUAUCUUGUCUCUCGCCGAAAUCGAUAAAGCUUGCAUUGAGCUUUAUCCGGAACUCGCAAAAGAUAAACCUGCCAUCAUGCGAGCUUAUAAAGCUGCUGACACUUCAAAUGAUGGUUUCAUCGAUUUUAAAGAAUUCGGCCGCCUUAUAGACCUUCUUUUUUACUAUGACGAGUUGUACAAGUUAUUUAGUCAACUUGAUGUAAACCAUGACAGACGCAUCAGUUUUGAUGAAUUCAAGAAGGGACAUCAGCUCAUGGGGAUCCAUGCGCGUACAAAAAAGGAGCUCAAGGAAGCAUUCGAUGCAAUUGAUACAAACCUUGGAGGGUAUAUUCUCUUUGAUGAGUUCUGCAUUUACGCUGCCAAGCAAAAAUUGAUCGCAUCACCGGAUGAUUAA